AUUUUCAAUCCCAAUACCCGCUUUACUGUCAUGAAAUUUUAUAUCUUAUGUAUCUUACUUUCACUUUCAAUAACUACAGUCAGUCCUCUAUUAUCCGAUGAAACCGAUCAAACAAAAUUUACUGAAUGUGAAGGAGGACCUUAUCCAAAUACCAUAACAAAUAUACUAAUAUCUCCUAAUCCAUUAGUAAUAGGACAAAGCGCCUCAUAUACAUUUAAUGGAACACGAAAUGUAGAAAUCCUUAAAGGCUCCACAAUAGGAUUUUUAAUAAUCGAUGAAAAUUAUGAAACAAUACUGGAAACGAAAGAUGAUUUUUGUUCAAUUGUAGAAACAACAAAUGAAAAAUGUCCUUUACCUAUUGGAGAUUAUGAAUUUACUUAUGGAUUAAAUAUUUACAGCAAUAAAGAAUCAUCUCCUGAAAAUCUUGAUAAACCACCGAAGACUUGUCUUUAUCAACUAAUAAUUAGGGAUCCGAAAGACAUUAUUUUAUCUUGUAUACAAGGUCCUGUUGAUUUAUCUUAUGUUUUUACAGCCUCAAAUAACGGUUUUUAAAUUAUUUCUACUUAAAUAAUGUAAUUGACAAUAUAUCAUUUUAAUAUCUAUUAUUAUCAAUUAUUUUCUUAAUAUCAAUUAUUCGAUAAUAGAAUCUAAAUUUUUAACUUUUAAUUUAAACCCGUGACCAUUAAAUCCUUGUUCAACAUCCUGAUUCAAAAAAAAAAAAUUUAGUAUUGAUUUUUCUAAAAAGUU
Molecule: messenger RNA, 747 nt
Organism: Rhizophagus irregularis DAOM 181602=DAOM 197198
Lineage: Eukaryota; Fungi; Glomeromycota; Glomeromycetes; Glomerales; Glomeraceae
Source: RefSeq, a predicted model, not a curated record